CGCGCAGCCACAGACGGGAGAGAGGUAACUAACGCGUUUAGUCGAUUAUCAGACUUCCUCAAACAGCAGGUGGAUGGACGUUUAGUGGCGUUCAUUUAAGCUUUGGAGCAGCGUUAAGCAGACGGAUGGGCUCCAGCUCCUCUAAAUGGCUAAUCUCGAACUGUUUUACUUUGACCAACCGGAUCCCAGAGACUCCACCCUGGUUUUAAAAAAUCCAACUAUCCCCGAGCUCAGCUGCUGUGGCAGCACAAACGGAGAAAAGUCGCUUCAUCCCGGCGGAGGAGACGCUUCAGCACCACGGACAGAGACACCGAGACCCGCGUGGCUGGAGCACGAGACCGAAACAUCCUUCACAUGCAAACAGCAACAUGAGGAAGAAGAGGAGGAGGAUGUCCUGCUGAUAGAGACAAGUUCAGUAACCUGCAGACUGAGUCAGAGCUCCUCAAGUGAGCUGUAUGAGGAGGAGGAGGAGAUGGAGGAGGAAGAGGAGGAGUACCCGGAACUUUACUUGUUGUCCGAUGAGGAGCUGUCCUCUGACGGCUCAGGGAAGUCUGUGGAUUAUGGUUUCAUUAUCGCGGUGACAUGCCUAGUGACGGGAAUCUCUCUGGUCGCCAUAUCGUACACGGUGCCCCGGGAGAUCCGCGUUGAUCCGGACAGCGUCUCCGCCCGGGAGAUGGAGCGUCUGGAGAGGGAGAAAGCGCGAGUGGGGGCCCAUCUGGACCGCUGUGUGAUAGCGGGACUGUGCUUGCUCACCCUCGGGGGUGUGCUGCUCUCAACCCUGCUUAUGAUCUCCAUGUACAAGGGAGAGAUGAUGAGGAGGAAAGCCUUCGCUUAUUCCAAACACGCAGCCAAGUUGUAUGGCUCCAUCAGUCUGAGAGCAGGGUCCAGCCCCACCCGGGAGUCCUGCUCACAUUUGUCAGCAGCUGAUGAGGAUUUAGAAGUGCUCAGCUGA
This is a messenger RNA of Cheilinus undulatus (humphead wrasse), 952 nucleotides long. Its product is annotated as transmembrane protein 74. The record is from RefSeq and is a predicted model, not a curated record. NCBI's taxonomy places the organism in Eukaryota, Metazoa, Chordata, Actinopteri, Labriformes, Labridae. The transcript is spliced from 2 exons. The coding region runs from base 146 to 952 and encodes 268 amino acids.